This is a messenger RNA of Talaromyces rugulosus, 1272 nucleotides long. RefSeq lists its product as uncharacterized. Gene Ontology annotation, biological process: protein localization to cell surface; attachment of GPI anchor to protein. Bases 1 to 1272 code for a protein of 423 amino acids. NCBI's taxonomy places the organism in Eukaryota, Fungi, Ascomycota, Eurotiomycetes, Eurotiales, Trichocomaceae. The record is from RefSeq and is a predicted model, not a curated record. The transcript is spliced from 5 exons. Gene Ontology annotation, cellular component: membrane; GPI-anchor transamidase complex.
AUGCCUGUCGGCCGUCGGAAAUUGGCCGUCUUCAUCGGAGCUGUUGCUCUGCGACUGUUGCUCAUUGUCACCUUCCCCUCGUUACCAGACCUCCUGACAUCGCGAGUCGAGGUGUCGACGCCAAUUAGCAGCUUCAAAAGACUGCAAGAAGGUCUUUUCCUAUAUACUCGCAAUGUAUCCCCAUACGAUGGCGGUGUUUUCCACCAGGCGCCACUUCUCCUCCCAAUCCUAUCAUUACUUCCUAGUGCGAAUUCGUAUCCUCUCGUUACCAAUAUUUUCUAUGCCGCCAUUGACCUGUUGAACGCCAACGCGUUGGUUCACAUUGCGGACUCGAGCGAAUCCAUCACGGGACGCUUCCAUAGCACGCUGCGCAAGACAAUUAGAUGGGAUGGGGUAGCUAUUGCUGCAUGGUACUUGUUUAACCCGUUCGUGAUCUCCACUUGUCUCGCGCGAUCGACUACGAUUUUCACAAAUGCGUCUAUUCUAUACGCGAUUUCGAAUGCCGCCAAUGGAAACAAUGUCAAUUCCAUGAUUGCUCUUGCAUUUGCAUCCUACCUGUCUCUCUAUCCCGCACUUCUCUUCCCGCCGUUGGUCCUGCUCUGCUAUGACCGCUUGGUGGCUGCGAAGAAGUCCGAGCCUGGGGUAGUAGGCUUUGUGCUUGCGCGAUUUGGAAUAUUCAUGGCCUCCGUAGCUGUGCUUCUGGUAGCCUCGUUUGUUGUCACUGGAUUCUCAUGGCAAUUCGUUUCAGCGACCUACGGCGCCCACCUGCUCGUCCCUGAUCUUACUCCGAAUUCCGGUCUGUGGUGGUACUUUUUUAUCGAGAUCUUUGACUCGUUCCGCGAGUUCUUCCUCGGUGUAUUCUGGCUACACCUGGUCGGCUAUGUGGGAGGCCUGACGAUUCGACUAAGACGACAGCCUUUGUUCGUCAUCACAUCCUUGAUCGGUAUUUUUGCUAUUUUCAAGCCGUAUCCUAGCAUUGCCGAUGUUUCAUUGUAUCUGGCGCUUUUACCCUUGUACCGACAUCUUUCACCGUUGACGCGUUAUACAUUUUUCGCAGCAGCCACGAUGCUCUAUGCGACUCUGCUAGGCCCGGCAUUUUAUUACCUGUGGGUUUAUGCAGGUUCCGGAAAUGCCAACUUCUUCUAUGCCAUAACCUUAGUGUGGAGUCUUGGUCUUACAAUUCUAGUGGCCGAUUACAUAUUCGCUGCGCUCCGGGAUGAGUGGGAAGAAGAUCAUCCAGACAUGAAGGGCAAAGAAGUCCGACAAAUUUAA